Molecule: messenger RNA, 7330 nt
Organism: Hyla sarda
Lineage: Eukaryota; Metazoa; Chordata; Amphibia; Anura; Hylidae
Gene: SARM1
Product: sterile alpha and TIR motif containing 1
Exons: 14
Coding region: 423-2582 (719 amino acids)
Biological process (GO): signal transduction; negative regulation of MyD88-independent toll-like receptor signaling pathway; response to axon injury
Cellular component (GO): dendrite
Molecular function (GO): NAD+ nucleosidase activity; protein binding; signaling adaptor activity
Source: RefSeq, a predicted model, not a curated record
GUUACGUGACACUGGAGCGCCAACCGAAGACAUCAGAGCCAGGAUGGGGGAUCAGCGUGGGAAAGGAGGGAAGAAAUCUGCCAGAAAAAGUGCAAAAACACAGCCAGAAAAUGUUACUGAAUAAGAUUUGCACCCCAACCAGUAUUCUGCAAUGGAUCUUGGGUAUCGAGGAGAGACACGGUCCACGCGCUUUGUCUGGAGGUUUACGCGACAUACCUCUAAACCACCCUCCAAAGAUAAAGUCAAGAUCUUGUUCCAAGCUGUCAUACUGGAUCAUUACAUAUUGCGUGAAUCGCUCAGAUGGGGAUGAGGUCAUACACUCUUCCAUGGUUACAGCGCAGCGCCUGACAUACGUGUAUACCUAAAGGUGCAUAGAGUCAUACUAAACAAUUCUGUGAGUUCAGCAAUGCUGUAGGGGAUCCAUGGUCCUCACCCUCCUUAUCUCGGCCUAUAAACUCUGCAGAUACAUCAACAUGUUUAACAGUGAGCACCUUGUUGUACCGGGAUAUGUAAACAACAUUUGCUGGUGGCAGACAUCUGGGGGCACAACCAAGGCUAAGCAGGUGUCUCCGGGAGUUAGCACUGAUGUCCAGAUGGCUUUGGAUAGAGUCCUGCCUGAUCUCCAUGUUGCCAUCUCCAAGCUGAAGCAAGCCAUGUGUGAGGAGAGUAUAUGUGACACCAUCUCCGAGAUCUUUCAGAUGGUGGAAGAGGCCUGGGUGAUGCCCGCAGUGGGCAGAGAGGUUGCCCAGGGUUUGUGUGAAACCAUCAGACUUGAAGGUGCAUUAGAUCUGCUCCUCAGCUUUCUUCAGUCAACGGAGAAGGAGGUGAAAUACAAAGCAUGUGACCUUCUGGAACAGAUCCUGGUGUCGGAGAACAGAGAUCGCAUUGCUCGUGUGGGAUUGGGUGUUAUCUUAAACAUUUCAAAAGAAAGAGAUGACCCCAGACUUGCCCGACAUCUGUCUGGAAUCCUUGAGCACAUGUUUAAACACUCAGAAGAAACCUGCAGACAGCUGAUAUGUGAUGGAGGUCUGGAUUCAAUCUUGUUUUGGUGUCGCUGGACGGAUCCAGUAGUACUGAGACACUGUGCCAUGGCUCUGGCCAACUGUGCUAUGUAUGGCGGACCUUCUAAUCAGAGGCUGAUGACAGAGAGAAAGACGGCCGAGUGGUUGUUCCCUUUAGUUUUCUCAAAAGAGGAUGACCAGAUACGCUUUCAUGCAUGUCUUGCAAUCACUGUAUUAGCAACCAACAAAGAAAUUGAGAAGGAGGUUGAAAGGUCUGGCACAUUGGCAUUAGUGGAACCCUUCAUUUCAACCUUGGACCCUGAGGAAUAUGCCCGUUGUCUUCUGAACAAUACUGAUAGCCCACAGGGAAGGACGGCUGGUGACCUUCAACGUCUUGUACCCCUGCUGGACAGCUCCCGGUUAGAAGCCCAGUGCAUUGCUGCCUUCUACUUGUGUGUGGAAGCUGCUAUUAAAUCCCAGCACAAGAAUACAAAGGUUUUCAAUGAAAUUGGCGCCACACAAAGCCUAAAGCGAAUCGUAUGCUACUCAGCUGACUGUACCGUCUCCUCCCUGGCAAAAAAAGCUCUCCGGAUGAUUGGUGAAGAGGUCCCGUCACGCAUUGCACGCUCUGUACCUAACUGGAAACCUCUGGAGGUGCAACACUGGCUGCAGCAGAUUGGCUUUAACAAAUAUUCACAGACAUUUAUAGACCACCAGAUGGAUGGCGAUCUACUGCUGAGGCUGAAUGAGACAGAUCUCAGAGAAGACUUGGGUAUGACCUCCAGUAUCACUCGGAAGAGAUUUCUGAGGGAACUGGUUGAGUUGAAAACUUUUGCAAACUACUCAACGUGUGAUCGCAGUAAUCUGGCUGACUGGCUUGGCAGUGUGGAGCCACGGUUAAGGCAAUAUACUUACAAUCUGGUUAUUUGUGGCAUUGAUCGGAAUUUCCUGCAUCACGUGACUGAGCAGCAGCUAGAGGAGGAUUGCCACAUCACAACAGGUUUUCAUCGUGUCCGUAUUCUGUCGGCAGCCAGAGAGAUGCUUCACUCUCCUCUGCCAUGCAGCAUAGGGAAAUCCAGUUAUGAUGGCCCCGACGUUUUCAUUAGUUACCGUAGGAGCACAGGAUCUCAGCUGGCCAGCCUCCUAAAGGUACACUUGUACCUCCAUGGCUUCACUGCCUUUAUUGAUGUGGAAAAGCUGGAGGCAGGAAAGUUUGAGGACAAAUUGAUUCAAAGUGUUAUCAGUGCUAGAAACUUUGUCCUAGUCCUCUCUGCUGGAGCUUUGGAUAAAUGCAUGGGAGACAACGAAUGCAAGGACUGGGUACACAAAGAGAUUGUUACAGCACUGAACUGUGGGAAGAACAUUGUGCCCGUCACAGAUCACUUUGAAUGGCCAGACCCAAUCAGCCUCCCUGAAGAUAUGAGAGCGGUGUUAAAAUUUAAUGGCAUCAAGUGGUCACAUGAGUACCAGGAUGCCACAGUUGAGAAGAUAAUUCGCUUCUUGCAAGGGCGCUCCUCUCGGGAUUCUUCAGUUGGAUCUGAGAACAGCCUAGAUGGCUCUCCUCCACUUGGGGAGAAAUAGUAAUGUCCAUAUGAAGAUCUAGAAAUUACUUGUUGACAGCAGUACCUGCAGGAUAUUUCUGCAUAUCCUUUAGUAUCUUGGCCUACUGGAUGUGAACCCCUUAACCACUGUCCUCCUCAGAUACGUAACUAUUUCCUGCUCUGCAUUUUCCUUCAACCGUAUGAAACUUUCUCAGAAUGGAGAACCCACGUUACCAAGGGAUGACAUCCAUUCACAGCUUCAGUGCAGGAUUACACAGUCAAUGGCCUCUUGUACAUCAACGCACAGCAAUAUGCAAAGCAAGAAAACUGUAAUGUGAAAUGUCAUCUAUCCACUAAACAUUGUUUUCAUACCUUGGGAGAAUUCCCACGUCUGUAGUACCCAAAACUUCACAUCCCAGUGUUAACUUGCAGCACUUGGCUCUUAUCGGUUUCCGUCUUGCUCAGAGCAGAGUAUAAAAUGGACAACUGCAAAACCGUGAUCAGAUCAGUACAUUUCUAUGUACUCUUGUUAACUUAGAAAAUGUCCUUUUAAAUCUGGGGUACAUUUAAGAAAAAUACAAAAAUGACACCAAAUACAUCAAUGCAUUCUCUGGCAGUGCCUGCGUACCCUUUCCAGUGAUCUUACUUUAGCUACAGUUUAACUAUACUUUCCCCACAAUAGACUUUUACUGUAAAUUAGAUAGAUAUGACAUGGCUGUCUGAAUGGAUCCUGAGGAAAGUGGUGCCCAUUCCAAAAUCCCCAGCAUAGAAGUAGUCAGGCUUGCACAGCCCACCUACAUUACCGUUAAUGGAAGUCAUAAAGAUGUCUGAGAGUUUAUACAUACACAGAAGCUGUUUUCAGAAGUGUGUAUUUGUACCUUUUCUUCUCCUUAAACAUAAGAGAUAUAAAGAUCUGUUUCACUCCUAGUCUAUAGCAUUGCAUGACGAUUUGAUAAUAUUCUUUUACCGUCAUAGUCAUUGUACAACUUAUUGUAUACUAGGAGAGCAAUUAUAGAAACCAGUUUGAGUAGCCAUCUAUAAAGAAAUUAUUUACCUCAGAAAUACCAUUAAAAUGUACUGCUUUUAUAGGCCCUUCCAUAUACACAAACAGCAAGCCUGGUUUACACUGUGGAGAUCGUGUGUGCAGCACUGCCAUUCCUAUAGAUGGCAAUGCAUUUCUGAGUGGAUCCACCAAGAGAUCCACUCAAAUGCAUUGCCGUCUAUGGGGGCAGCAAUGCAGUCCGAGUGCUGCCUGCUGGAUCUCCGGCAGAAAUUCCGUCUGGAGAUUCUGCAGUGUGACCCCGACCUGUUUGACCACACAGGACAGAAAUUCUGUGGAUUUUCUACCCAAAUUUGCUGAUUGUGUUGUGGGUUUGCCUAUGCAGAUUUUGGUAUGGAGUUAAAAUUUUAAACAAAAUUUGACACAAAGUGGAUGAAAAAAGGCUUUUUUUUGCAUUCCUCUGGAUCAACUCAGUAGGGACUCAUUAGGGUUAUAGGUUGAAAUUGAUGGACUCUGGUCUUUUUUCGACCUUAUGAACUAUGUUACUAUGUUAACCUAGCUCUUGGCUAUACUCACCUGGCGUCUUCAGCUAGCUCAUGGCCGCGCUGCAACAACCUGGUGCAAAGCGAGGUAAGUAAGGGCAGUGGGGGGACCUGGACCCAGCCUCCAGGCGCUAGCCAGUGGCGAUAAGGGGUUAACGACCCAUACUGUUAUGGUGUCGCAUGUGGGAGAUCAGGUAGCUAGACGUACUUAACUAGAAAACAAUAAAAUAAAAGACCAGGUCUGGGAGAGCUCCCAGACAUGUGUCAUGCCUCCUAAUGACACUAGAUAAAACGGAUUACCUCACAGCAGGUUGGCAGGUAUAUCCUGCCAGGGAUGAGCUGACCUUUUUUUUUCUCCUAGUGUCAGCACCUUCUAGUGGCAAAACAUAUAAUAUUGGUAUCCUGUGUUCUCCCAUUGAAGCGUCCGAGAAAUAUAGACUUUGAAUUUAUUACAGCAGGUUCACAGCAGUGAGUUCUAAGUCUUGAGGAUCUAUUGUAUCAUUAUUUCGAUGUACAAAGCAGUUUAAAUGGAAUCUGUCAACAGCGUCACCUGCACUAACCUGUUGGUGAAGGCUGGUAGUGCUGGUGACACUGAUGAUAAUGAUGCUUACCUAUCCCUGAUCUGUGGUCCCAUUGGCCUGUUAUGUUAUUUAUCCGGGCGGCAGGCUCGGUGCACGAGUGUAGCGGGGAUAUAGUGUGCUCCUGGAGCUCUACCUGUGCAGCAAGCCUGCCACCCAAAUAAGGAGGCUAACAGAUUAACAGGCAAACGGAUAGGGGAUAGGUUAGUAUCUUCAUCAUUAGGGUCACCCGCACUACCAGCCUGCACCAACAGGUUAGUGCGGAUAACACUAAUGACAGAUUCCCUUUAAGAAAAAGGGUUAAUUUCUCUUUCCCUGGUGGUUAGGAUAGAAGGGAUAGGGUGCUGAUGUCUACAUGUUUAGUGAUCAAGAAUAGAGAUGAGCGAAGUUACAGUGAUUCGAUUCGUCACAAACUUCUUGGCUCGGCAGUUAAUGUUACAUAAAUUAGUUCAGCUUUCAGGUGCUCCGGUGGGCUGGAAAAGGUGGAUACAGUCCUAGGAGAGAGGCUCAAGAGUAUUAAAGGCGUUAAUGUCCCAGUUAGCUGCCUAAGGUAGUAUAGGAGUAAUUACCCUUUUCCCUGGUGGUCUAGGGCAAUGGGGUAGGGUGUUUAAUUGCAACUUCUUUAGUGAUCAAUGGUAGUAAAGGAGUUAACAACCCAGGUGAGAGUGCAGGAGUAAUUACCCUUUUCCCUGGUGGUCUCAGGUAGUGGAGGAUUUAGUAUCUAGUGUCCAGCAGUGACUGACUCACCCCCUACGACUCCAGCUUUUCUGAUUCCUACCCCUGUAACACGAAGCUGAACACAGUUAUUUCCUUUAUUAAGCAGAGCACUUCAUCAAUGCUGCCAUCUCUCUAAGGAAAACUCCUCCGGAAUGUAUAAGGUAAAGGCCAGGGUCCUGUGGUCAACCCAUGCCCUCUCCAAGAAAUGGCCACGGUAGUUACUCAGUGGCUUACUACAGUGUUGUACUCCAGUUUUAGCAACUGUACUCCAUUGUUGCAGCAGCAUAUGGUUUGGUGCAAAAGUCCUGUGGUGAUAUAUAGGUUCAGUUGACCUGCAUGGGAUCCAGCGGUUAUAUAAAAGUGACCCUAAAAUGCAGCCGCAUUACAACCAGAAACACCUUAUAGGAACAGAAGCAAUGAUUGCAUAUGCCACAAUCUAGCCAUCAUGUCCAGUUGCAUAAAGUAUAAGCAAUUGUCCUGCAUGUAAAACCCAACUAUAUCAGUGCUGUUACCAUGGACUGUCGAUGACUAUGUAAAUGUAAUAGAGAUUCUCCUUAAUAAAGGGGAAAUGGUUGUGUAAUGCAAUAUAACUAUGUAGAGCUGUAUAUAGUUCUAUAUUUCAUUUAUAGAGAUCUGCAUGUAAAACAUCUGUGCUGAGUAACCAACUUUAUGUGCUUUCCUGAAUAAUGAAAUCCUUCAGGUAACCAGUCUCUGCCUUUAAUGCUUGAGCUCGGAAACCGGAAAUCAGGUAGAAACCCAUUCCUUGUGGCCUUUUUCCAGAUUGUAAUUUUUAUUGUAAGGUUUUGGUUUUAUAUCAAUAUAUUCUAUAAACACUUGUUAAAAGGAGUUAUUCAGGACAUGAAAAACUUUUUCUCAAAAACAGCACCACACCUGCCCUUGGGGUGUGUGGUAUUACAGCUCCAUUCGUGUCCAAUGGAGCCAAGCUGCAAUUCUACACACAAGCCGAGGACAAGAGUAGCGCUGCUUCUGGAAGAACACGUGUUUCUCUAAGCCUGAAAAACCCCUUCAAUGUCUAUUAUUACAAUACUGUGUCCUGUUUAUGUGCAAUCCUGUCAUCUCAAAUAAAAGCAACCAGCCCUUACCGAACAAAUAAAGAUAAAAAACUCUUUUACAUAUUGUGCAGGUUGUUUUCUGGUAAGGUCUGUAUAUUCAGUAUAAAGUUGUAUUCCACUGUUUGCAUUACAAAUGUGCAAUUGCUAUUUGGAUAAAUAAAAAAAGUGGCCAUACUUACCUACCCACCCAUGUUUCCCCGCAGCUCCUAUUCUCCCUCUGAUGCCUCUCUCUUCUUUCUGCUUCUGAGAUAAAGCUCUGAACAGGGCCUGCCCACUUAGCCAAUCACUGGCCACGAUGGGACACUGCUGCAGCAAGCGAUUAGCUGAGCAGGUAGGUCCUGCGCCAAGUGCUUGUCUCAGAAACAGGAAGAUGAUAAACAUUGGAGGUACCAGAAGGAGAAGAACAGGAGCUGUAGGGGACCUGGGGUAAUUAAAAUGUCCUUUUUUCUUUUUUACAGACCGCGGCAACAUCAUUUCUAUGCAAAUACCAGAAUACCCUUUUGAGGCCUGGGCUAGAAAGACUUUUUGUAGAGCUAUUGAUUUGUUUUAAAACUACUGAGUUACAGCUGCAGUUCGGCGGAAUACAGUGUUGAAUGCAAACUGGUCGAUUACGGCUAUCACUAAAUAGUUAAUUUAGAUUUACUUUUACAUUGUUUUAUGAAACUUAAUUUUUUAACUGGCUCCACUAGGGAACUUUUACCAGUGAUCUUCUAUUCAAUUAUCUAAUACAAUGCACUACUGUAGUGUAGUAUGCCUGCCAUCGGCAUGGCUGUAUGCAGGCUUAUCUAUGGCAGAACUGGGGUCCUUUAGAAGGACUCCAGUUGCCAUGGAGAUAGGUCUACACCAGGCAAUAUCGUCACUGAGCUUCUUUAAAAACA